UUCAGCUUUUCAUUUCCACGGUCGGCUUCGCGAGUGGUGUUGGCCGUUCAUUUGCCUGCUUGUCGCGAACAAACUUUGUUCGGAGUUGUUGGGUUACGCAGUGUGCAGUUUCAGCUAGGAAAACAAUUUAAGUGGUUCGUUUUGCGGAAUAUAGACGGAGCACUAAACAUGAAUAAGUGGUGGAUAUUCACUCUGCUGGUCCUGCCAACGGUUCUGCUGGCCGUCAAUGGUGGAUCACGUCUGCUGGCCUAUGCUGAUGCUACUGAAGAUGAGCUGGAGGAGGAGCUGGAUGUUGAAGUGGAAUCGGAUGAUGUAUCUGUAACGCAUACGGACGAACCAGAAACGGAGGACGAACCUGAAACAACGAAAUCGCCUGACGCUGAUACAUUCCUGCUGUUUACUCGUCCACUGUAUGCCGGUGCUGGAUCACAGCUUGAUUUGCCAGCUGGUUAUCCGGUUGAGUUCCUGGUCGGAUUCGCCAAUAAGGGAAGCGAUGAUUUCAUCGUCGAAACCGUCGAAGCUUCCUUCCGCUAUCCGAUGGAUUUCAAUUACUACAUCCAGAAUUUCUCUGCCAUCGCGUACAAUCGAGAGGUUAAGCCGGGUCACGAAGCAACCGUUUCAUAUUCGUUCCUGCCGUCAGAAUCGUUCGCCGGUCGGCCUUUCGGUUUGAACAUUGCUCUGAACUAUCGCGAUGCUAGUGGAAACCAAUUCUCGGAGGCUGUGUUCAAUGAAACUAUCUCCAUUACCGAAGUGGAUGAGGGACUGGACGGGGAAACAUUCUUCCUGUACGUCUUUCUAGCUGCCGUUGUUGUACUACUGCUGGUGCUAGGUCAGCAGUUUCUGGGAUCCUACGGCAAGCGUAAGCGUUCGCCAGCCGCCCGAAAGACUGUCGAAACCGGAACAAGUAACAUCAAGGACGUCGAUUACGAUUGGAUUCCGGCUGAGACGCUUAAAAAGAUUCAGAACUCACCAAAAGGUGGUAAGGUGUCGCCCAAGCAGAGCCCACGGCAGCGAAAGACAAAAAGAGCCGCCGGCUCAGACGACUGAACCGUGCUUUUCUGCAGUAGCAAUUAAGGGGACUGAUGAGACGGAUUGGGAGCAGAAGCUUCCCUCCAUUGCACGAUUCACGGAGAUUAGCGUCGAGUUUUUGUUUGCGAGUGAGUGUGUGCGCCGUUGUUUGUCACAUCUAUGAACCAUACAUCAUCAAGUUCUAACUCAAGAAUCAAGAAAGUAAAAGCAGAAACAGUAACAAUUUCAGAAUGAUCGUUUUAGUUAAGAUUUCUUUUCGUUGAAAGCUACGAGUAUUGUGGUUUUCCUAGCUUCGUUAGUAACGUUCGCGCCUCUAAAACACGAUUAACGAUCCUUACGGCGCGAGAAAGUGUAACUGCGGUGUCGUUGAUGGUGGGAUCAGCUUCCAGUGGAAAGCACUGCACUGUCGGCCGUAGAGACUUCCAUCCCAUUUUUGCUUAAGUUAUUUUACACAAAAUACAAAAGAAAAAGAUUGAUUGAUAAA
This is a messenger RNA of Wyeomyia smithii (pitcher-plant mosquito), 1513 nucleotides long. RefSeq names its product translocon-associated protein subunit alpha. Gene Ontology annotation, cellular component: endoplasmic reticulum membrane; endoplasmic reticulum. Lineage: Eukaryota; Metazoa; Arthropoda; Insecta; Diptera; Culicidae. The record is from RefSeq and is a predicted model, not a curated record. The transcript is spliced from 3 exons. The coding region runs from base 169 to 1047 and encodes 292 amino acids.